AUGUCUGACCAGACCGCGACCUCGACACCCCAGGCUGCGAACCCACAGAAGAAGACGGGCAAGAUGCACGUCAACGACGCACUCCACGUUGUCGUCCGACUCACUCAAUCUAAAGGACUGGAAGGGGCCUUCCGUGUGCAGGUGCUACCAGAGAGCUUGCAGCAGGCAGGCCUGACUACUGGUGAUUUGUGCGAAAUCUCCAAUGAAGAAGGCACGACUGGCUAUGGAAUUGCGUGGAGAGCUGACGACAAGAUCAAUCGACCGAAGAACAGACCUGCUAAGAUUACAGAGAUCUUUCAGAGCGCAUUUGGGUUCGAAGAAGGCUCGAAGGUCACCAUUUCUCGGACUACCUCACAGAUCCACCGAGCCGACCGAAUUGUGCUGUCAGACGUGUCCCCGCAGGAGUAUAUCAGCUCGAAUGAGGCUGACGAUGGACUGUGGCAGGCUCGUGUAAUUGGACUUUUCGCGGCUUGUGAGGGGAUCGCACCUGGCAUCACAUUCGAUGUUACGAAGCGAAAGUCCAAGAAGCGAUUCUUCGUUGAGAGUGUCGAGGCUGCGAACGCACCCAACGACUCCUUGUUUAGAUAUGAGGAUCAAACAACUCUCGUCUUCCGCGAUAGCGCUCUCGAUGGCAAUGCCAACGGCUUGGCUACUCAUGCGACAGAUGAGCCAACAAAUGGUGUCCGUGACCGUGGGAUUGCCAACUUUCCCAGUCUGAGGACGAUCGAUGUGCGCUCUCGUCUCAACAUGGAUCGCAUCGGUGGGUUACUCGAGCAAUGUCAGAAGCUCAACUCUCAACUACGCCGCGUAUUAAGCAACCACCAAGCCCUCACUAGAUACGCCUCAAGGUGUCCUAACCCAGCAGUCCUGCUGCACGGCUAUGGAGGCACUGGGAAGACAAUGUUACUGGAGAGACUUGCCGAGUGCGGCUUCAAGAAGGUCGUCCGUCUCAACCGAUCUGUCCUCAACGGUGGUAGCGUGGCGAAGAACCAAGCUGUCAUCGAGAAUAGCUUCCAGGAAGCGAUUGAUAGCCAGCCUUCCUUGAUCAUCAUUGACAAUCUCGAAAAGCUGGCUCCUGCCGAAGAUAUUGCCUACGCCACAGUCCUCGCCACCAACAUGCGUCGUGUUCAGGACAGCCGGGUCAUGAUCGCUGGUGCUACCAGGGCGCUAUCCAGCGUCGAGGCGUCUCUUUUCGACGAUGACUGCUUCUCAAGGCUUAUCGAACUACAUAUUCCUGAUCUCAGAGCGAGAGAACAAAUCCUGAACGUCCUACAGCACAAGCCAGCAUUUGCACAGGACUCAUUAUCUACGAGAAUCGCGGCACGGACACAUGGCUUCACAGGUCGUGACCUCGCUAGACUUCGCAAAACCGCUGCGAUCUACGCCGCUGAUCGUUUCGACGUGGAAGAGGAAGAAAUGGCCGUGGCACGCUCUCCAACACCGCCUGCAUACACCAAUGUGGUGUCUCCAAACGACAACAGCCCGCCGAACGCACGAAAUGGCGACGAGGGUGAUGUACUGCUCUGCGAUUUCGAGAUUGCGCUUCAAGAAGUGAAGCCGACUGCACUACGCGAGAUCUUUACCGAGAAGCCUAAGACAUCGUGGACCGACAUUGGAGGGUCUCGCAAGGUCAAAGAAAGCUUCGACAAGGUGAUUGGGUGGCCGCUGCAGCAAAAAGAGCUCCUCGCCAAGUUCCAGUAUCAACCUCCGAAGGGCGCGCUUCUGUAUGGUCCGCCAGGCUGUUCGAAAACACUCACUGCUCAAGCUGUUGCAAACAUGUACAACUUCAACUUUAUCGCUGUCAAGGGUGCAGAAUUGGUCAGCAUGUACGUCGGAGAAUCGGAGAGGGCUAUUCGAGAGGUCUUCCGUAAAGCUCGCACAGCAGCGCCGUGUGUCAUCUUCUUCGACGAAAUCGACGCGAUCGGCUCUGAUCGCGACAGCGGCACCCGGGGGCUGAACGUCCUCACCACCCUGCUCAACGAAAUGGACGGAUUCGAGUCACUGCGCGAUGUCUUCAUACUAGCAGCAACCAACAAGCCCGAGACACUUGAUCCCGCGUUGAUGCGACCAGGACGAUUUGACUCGCAUGUCUAUCUAGGACCACCGAACGAACUUGCUCGAAUGGAGAUACUGAACAUCGCGACGCGCAACGUAGCACUGGCCAGCGACAUAAGCUUCGACACCCUGGUCGCAGACACGGCUGGCUAUUCUGGUGCUGAGAUGGUCAGAAUCUGUCAAUCCGCGAAGGAGCCUGCGAUUGAGAGAGCAAUGCGCGGAGAGGAUGCUAGGGUCACUGCUGCUGACUUCGAAGGCGUACUGGCAGUGACGCGGCGGGGUAUCACACAGGAGAUGCUGGAUGCAUAUGAAGCGUUUUCGGCCAAGAAAGAUGCGUAG
Molecule: messenger RNA, 2394 nt
Organism: Fulvia fulva
Lineage: Eukaryota; Fungi; Ascomycota; Dothideomycetes; Mycosphaerellales; Mycosphaerellaceae
Product: ATPase family protein
Exons: 2
Coding region: 1-2394 (797 amino acids)
Cellular component (GO): cytoplasm
Molecular function (GO): ATP hydrolysis activity; ATP binding
Source: RefSeq, a predicted model, not a curated record